Messenger RNA from Gigantopelta aegis, 6295 nucleotides. Its product is annotated as vacuolar protein sorting-associated protein 26B-like. Gene Ontology annotation, biological process: retrograde transport, endosome to Golgi; intracellular protein transport. The record is from RefSeq and is a predicted model, not a curated record. Bases 39 to 1064 code for a protein of 341 amino acids. Gene Ontology annotation, cellular component: retromer complex; endosome. The transcript is spliced from 9 exons. NCBI's taxonomy places the organism in Eukaryota, Metazoa, Mollusca, Gastropoda, Neomphalida, Peltospiridae.
CCGAAAGAAGUCGAAGGAGGAGGGUCAUCCUCUUCAAAAUGAGUUUUUUUGGGUUCGGUCAGAGUGCUGAAAUAGACAUUGUUCUUGAAGGACAGGAUUCCCGUAAGACUGCUGAGAUCAAGACAGAGGAUGGUAAAAAAGAGAGAUACUAUUUGUACUAUGAUGGGGAAACAGUUGGUGGAAAGGUCAAUGUUACACUCAAGAAAUCGGGAAGCAAACUUGAACAUCAAGGAAUAAAAAUAGAAUUUGUUGGUCAGAUCGAGUUGUAUUAUGAUAGAGGAAAUCACCAUGAAUUCACAUCACUUGUCAAGGAAUUGGCCCGACCAGGGGAAUUAACUCAAAAUGCCAGCUACAACUUUGAGUUCCAGCAAGUUGAAAAGCCAUACGAAUCGUAUACGGGUGCAAAUGUCAGAUUGCGAUAUUUUCUUCGUGUUACAAUAGUGAAGCGGUUGACAGAUGUAGUAAAGGAACAGGACAUUGUCGUUCACACACUAUCUCAGUACCCUGAUAUGAACAACAGCAUAAAGAUGGAGGUCGGAAUAGAAGAUUGUCUACAUAUAGAAUUUGAAUACAACAAAUCAAAGUAUCACUUAAAAGAUGUUAUAGUUGGCAAGAUUUACUUCCUCCUUGUACGGAUAAAAAUCAAGCACAUGGAGGUUCAGAUAAUAAAACGAGAAACGACGGGGACAGGUCCAAACACAUUCAAUGAAAAUGAAACUAUUGCUAAAUAUGAAAUUAUGGAUGGUGCUCCAGUUAGAGGGGAGUCCAUACCCAUCCGUCUCUUCUUAAGUGGGUAUGAGCUGACCCCGACGAUGCGUGACAUUAAUAAGAAAUUCUCUGUGCGCUACUAUCUCAAUCUGGUGCUGGUCGAUGAGGAGGAGAGACGCUACUUCAAACAACAGGAAAUUACAAUUUUUAGAAAGUCUGAUAAAGUAAAAAGAAACUACCAAGCUUCCAUGCACCAUCAUCAUCAACACUUCGCUAGAGACCAACCGACAAAGAGUAAGACGGCGACACCCCCUGUACAAGAAAAUAACACAGACAGUGCUGAGGGAGAGAAAUGAGGCUGACUAUGUUGGUAGAGUGAUAGGACACUUCUUUGUUUGUGUGGAGAGAGAAGGAGACCAUGGGGCGUCUUCCUGGUCGAUCGGUGUGUGUGUAAUACUGUGAUUCAUGAUCAAAGACCUCGUAAUUCUAUUUACAAUUACACAUCUUUAAACAAGGAAAGACUUGGGGAUUGCCGCAAUACUGGUGAAGUGUGCAUUAACUUUAAGCAGUGCUUGCGUACGCUCAACGGAUGUAAUUUGAGAACACGAUUGUUAUUUGUUAUUGUCUCCCAUGAAGUGACAGUUGCUGCACUAAAGUCGGAAAUUUAGUUUUUACAUACAAUGUAUACAGUGCACUGUUUAAACUGGAGUGAAAGGGAAAAUGAUGAAAUACUCCGGUAUACAUUCAGAGUGACAAAAAUCACCUAGUCUAUUUUCACUGAACAGGACCCUGAUUUGUGCCAGUUUACAUUGAAAUCCAGAUUACGUGGAUCCUGUUGGAUUGGGUCAUCUCCGUAUUGUGGACUGACAAUCAGAAUUGAUUAUGACCACUUGAUAUAAAAAUGACAGCAGUUCCUUUCAUCACAUAUAGUAUAUUUUGGUGGGCAUAUAUGUAACAGGAGGCAUGGAAAGCUAUAUAAUUUAGAAUUCUGAAUACUUUGAACUUUAAAAUGUGUAAAUCUGAAAACCAUGACUUUAGACGUACAAAGUUCUGAUUGUCAGCUCUCAAUAUGUUACGCCUAGAUCACAUUAUUCGAUGGUUAUUGUCUGCAACCGAAUAUGUUCAGUCAUGCCAAAUGCUGUUAGGACAACUAAAAUUCAGUCCCAAACAACUGGGUUUUUUAUUACACACUACAAGACACGACUUGACUCAACUUGACAGUUGAGUUGUAUUGCCUUGUAUAAUGUUUUCCAGGCUUAAGUUGUGCCCAUUCAGAAGUGAUAGGAGUGAGGCAAUUAACAGGCAGAGUAUGGGGGAUAGGCUGGGUUGGUGAGUCAUGUGCAUUUUUAAAAUGCUGUUAUUGCAUGAUGAUAUAAUAAAUACACAGCUUAUUUUAAUUUCUUGAAACAUGCACACAAGUGUUAAUUCAUAAUGUUUGGCACUUACAAAUAAAUGUAACAAACAUUAAAGAACAUGCAGUUUUUAAUAUUUUCAAAUUGGUAGUGUUUCUAGCUGUUAGUAAUUACCUUUAAAUUUUACCUUUAAAUGUGUACGGUUAAGAAAAUGUACAGUUCUGGCUAACUGCCACACUAGCCGUGCGCACAUCUAACUAGACUUUAACUAGAUGUCUGUCCUUGCUGGUCCAUCUCAAUUGGUCUCAGCCAUUGUUUUAAAGAAAUUAUAUUAGCAUAUUUAAAACCCCAGUCUCAUAUACACAAAUUAUAUCCCGAAUGGGCCCGAUUUAAGAAUUCUUGGAUAUACGUACUGAGACCAUUGGGGGAUCCUGGCCUUUCAUCAGUAUUCUUGAAUGCUCUUGAUCGACUCCUGACUGUUUUGAACAUGUUCAAAACUGUCGGGAGUAAUUGUGAAUAAAGUUGAAAUCGUGACUCAAUUAUACGAGUUCUUGAGGGUAUCGUGUGUAACCGUAGUAUGUUCGUAGACUCAUUCGGGAUAUUCGUGGUUAAAUGUGGGGUAUUUUGUAUGACUGUUGAAGGGUCUUUCUUUGCCUCUGGUUCUCCACGGGUGCGCUGGCUCUUCCCUCAUCCUUUGUGGCCGUUUGCUGACUUGAAGAGCGGCAUGGUGAUGUUCACUGCUGGCAUGCAGAAUGUCAAAUGAAAUCUAGCCUGUUCAGCGUCUUGCUGCAGUCGUACUAGGUUCUUGACGCAGUUGUACUGAUUAUUCGUAUAGCAGUCGUGCAGAUUCGUAGGCAUGUCGUAGUAAUUCUUGACGCGUUCUGCAUUAAUCGUUAUGAUUCGUAGCGUAUUCGGGAAGGCAUCCUAGUAGGUCGUCCCGAUUCAUCGGGCUCAGGAUCGUAGUGGUAUCAUGUUAGUUCUUGCAGCAGUCGUGAGUAUUCGUACACAGUUCGGGAAAGAAGCCGAAUCAUACAAAUUAUGACAAAAAAUCAGGAAUAAUCGGGGCUGCAUAGGAUCGUGUACAUUCCUGGACAUUCGGGUUAUAAUUCAUGUAUGUGAGACUGGGGCUUAACACUGCAUUUUUGCAGCCUGGUUGGUAAUUUAGUUGCAUAUUAAUAAUUAGGUAUGACAGAUGGCUAAUCAGUUCUCAUAAUGUGUGAGAGAAAAAUUACAGUCCUAAUUUUGUCCAGCCCAGAAAUAUAUUUUGGUGGUCACAAAUAAAACUUUGAAGGGAGAAAAAUAGAAUUCUAGUCAUGAAGUUGUUUUACAUUCCAUACAUUUAAAAUGGCCAAAGAAUUAUGAACAGUAGUGGUAUGUUGGUAAAAUGGAAUAAUAAUGAAAAGUUAUAUAUGUUUUAAAAUUGCAGAGAGUAAUGAAUUGUUUAAUAUUUUUUAAACUGCAGAAAGCUGUGAAUGCAAGACUCAAACUUAAGAAUUUGUCACCCACAGCAAUUUUUACAACAAAUUGUGACGGAUGAAAUGGCCCACCAAUGGCAAUUUUGAGCCUCCCUACAUUAAAAAAAUUGUUUACAGUGACUUUCGCAGCAUAUGAACAAUACUGAAAGGUUAUUUUGCUGUAUGAAGUCUAUAUCUAAUGUACAAAAUUGUAUAUACAUUUUGGUGUAUAUAUUUUGCCGUCUUUGAGGAACUUUACCGCCAGCAGUCAUUUUUAUCAGGCAGUACUUUGUCAGUUGAUUUUCAGCUGGUGAUUGUUUUGAUUGAAACAUUUUGGAAUGUUUUCAAUCUAUAAACAAUUGUAAAUUGUUGAAUGUUUUUAGACUACAAAUUGCCAAAUGUUAAAUGGUUAAUUUACUGUAAUUCAACUGACUGGUCCAAAUCACUACAUUUUUUUCUCUCUUUUUAUUCUAACAUAAAAAAAAUUGUUACCUCUAUGAAAUUCUUUUUUAUUAAUAACACAAAGCAUGUAACACAGGCAUGAUUUGUCAUCCUGACAACCAUUGUAGUUUGUUGUGUGAUUAAUAAUAAUAUGGGCGAUGUUUUCAGUCCUGAUGAUUGUGUGUUAUGGGUGUGGAACCUUUGAUCAUGAUCCUAUUUCUGUGUCCAGUCUUCACCAAAACCGACUUUUAUCACGAUACAAACGAGUUAAUCGUAUGUGUGUGUGUGAGAGAGCGGAUACAAGUGCUAUAUUUUUUCCUGGUUUAUGUAAAAUACUAUGAAUACCAUUAGCACUGCUGUAUAAAACAUUUUAUUCAAGGAAUUGUGAGUAUAGGGCUGUUAAACAUGUGUAAAGGAACGUUAAAAUAUUUACAAGUAUACAAACAGUUUUCUGUUUCGCUACCACCAUCAUCUCCUCAAAGUGUCUCUUAAAAAUGUUUUACAAUGGAAAUUGUUACUGACACACACACACCCCCCCCCACACUUUUUUUUUUUUUUUUAAACGUAAGCUAGUAUUAACAGCCUUCACCCACCACCCACCACAUCCCCAGAGUACAGUUAACCACUUUGUACACACAUCAAAGUUUUGUUGAUGGUCCCUAAAAUGCCUGUAUAAAGUGUUUUAUUCAGUGAAUACAAGUCGUACAUGUAUUGCUGUACAAAACCUACUGUGUACAUUUUCAAACAAAUAGAGUAUAUAUUAAUAUGCUAUUUCCUUCUAGAUCAUUUUAUGUAUGUACAGAUUUAUUAAUAUAUGUCAUCAGUGUUUUGUAUAAUUAACUCACUGUGUGUGUAUAUACUUGUGUAUGUACUGUAAUAAGAUGUACAUGUAUGGGGUUCUUAUGCCCUUAACUGGUUCAUUAUUCGAUAACCUUUUUUUCCCUAUUUAUUUGUAAAAAAAAUAUUUGUUUUAAAAAAUGUCCCGAGAGUUUGCUUGUUCAUUGGAAUGAAAGUGAUGUUGCUCCAUUAAACAAAAAACUGCUAACAAUAACUAUUUUACCAUUAGUCUUUGUGAAAGCAAUAAUCGGGGUUUGACAAGUGACCCAUCCUGAUGCCUAAAAACCCCACAAAAACAGAAUUGUUUUGCAUAUGUUAUACAUACAUUGCAAGGUAUUUAUAGGCUGAAAUUCGAUUUAGAAUUUGGCUAGUCAUGCAUAGUGGCUUUUUAAAAAAUGUGUCAAACAUUUGGACACUGCAAUAGGCCUCAAGAUUUUACGGAAAUAAUCGUUUUCACUAGAAUAUUGGAAGCAGGUCAGCAAUAUUACAGAUUAUCAUGUGACAUAUUUUAUCCUGGCCUCAUAUGUUUUCGAUAUGAUAAGCAAAAAAUUAAAAUAUAAUAAAAACAAUACUUUGUACAUAAAAUAAUAUGUUACCUCUCUCAAGUCACAUUACUUUAUUGUGAAAAACAGUGAUAAUCUUCCAUGAACGCAAUGUUUUUCUCCAAAAAAAAACUAGCCGCUAAGUCGUACAGGUGUUUUCGCUAUAUUUUGACAAACAUCAUAUGUAUUCGGUAGUUUUAUUGGCUGUCUAUUUUUGUCCUUGUUAUGGAAGUGUAGGGUCUAUAUUCUGUGAAAUAAGUUACAUCAAAAUCGUCUUUUGAAAAUAAAAUCAUAAAAUGUUUGUAACUUGUAGAAAAUAUUGAAUUAUUUUCAGAUCAAUAAACAGUGUUCACCAAAAACAUAUUUACAUUAUGUUUUUGUCAUAGGUUAAUGUCUAAUCCUCUUGUUCUACAUAUCAACAACACCAAAAUUCAGAUUGUCACCUUAAGUAUUCUGACAGAGGUACAGAACUAUAUACUUUGAUUUGUAGUAAAUGUAAUGUACAUGUAAACAUGCCCCCACCAGAAAUUACUGAAAAGAACUUUGCUGUGAAUGACAUAAGAGGUAACCCAACCAGACUUCCAUAAAUUUUAUUGUUCAGUGUACUGAUCAUGUGGAAUAUCGUCUAACUUUGUCAAGUCAGAUGUUGCAGAUGAUAACUUUGCAGGGAUUUGUAAUACUUGGAUUUUGCUAUGUGAGGCAUUUCAUUAGUACCAAAAUAUAGUAUUAGGAAAAACUGAUAAGAUGCACAAUAGUUAUGGUAUUUUAAUUAAAACAUAAAGCUGGUAGUUUGAUUUGAAGCAUUUUCAUUAUCAAGAGAAAAAAGACACCCUGUUGUUUAUGUUCAGGUCAAUAGUGACAAAAUAUCUUGCAUAAUCUCGCAAUACAUGCAGUUACAAAGUAUGGAAAACAUAUGUCAAUGGAAAUUGCAUGACGGUACAAUACUAUUACCAUUAUUUCU